Rotaria sordida is the source of this 525-nucleotide messenger RNA. The record is from the annotation of a GenBank genome assembly. NCBI's taxonomy places the organism in Eukaryota, Metazoa, Rotifera, Eurotatoria, Philodinida, Philodinidae.
AUGCAAUUGAAUGAUGAUAAAAAUUAUUCUUUAUUUAGAUAUUGGUGUGCCACACAUGUUCUUCAAACUCAGUAUACAAUUCAAAUAGUUCGUUGUAAUUCAAUAUCAGGUUGUGGUCUAUGGCAUUCAAAUUAUAUUCAAGUAUUUCCUCAUCGUUUUCUUCCAGCACCAGUUGCAUUUGAACGUACACCACGUGGUAUCGCAAUGGCUGAACGUGAUUAUCAAAAAGGUGUUUUUUAUGGUUCAUUAAUUCACCGUAUACAGUUUUAUAGUGUUGUUAUGCAACAUACACAAAAUGAUAUAUUACCAUUUGAUUAUUAUUGUUCAAGUGUACGAAAAGAAUUAAAACAACAUAUUUGUUCAAUACGUAAACAAUAUAUUUCAUCAGCUUAUCGAAUGAAAAAUCAUUGUAAAAUUCAUCAACAGCAAUAUGCAUCAAAUUGUCUUGAUUAUGAUGAAGAUAUGUUUUCAAAUGAAAAUGGUAUUGGAAAUGAACAUGAUAGAAAUGAAGAUGAAUUCAAAUAA